AUCGUCUCAUCUCACACGCAAGUGCUUUCGCAUAGGUGUGGCCUCGAGCUGCGCUUCCUCUUCCUAUUACACCCGCAGGCCAAACUCGCCUUUUGCAACGAGAGGAAGAUGCAGUCAGCGGCCGUCUCAAACCGACGUGCCUGCGAUCCCUUUUGGGAAGGCUUCCCGUGUGGCAUGACCACGACGGUCAUGUGAUGUGCGCGUGGCGUUGAGGUCCGAGAUCAAACUGCUGCAGGUGUAGAAGAUGGAAGAGGAUCAAGAGUCGGGUCGUAAGUCCCCUCAGGCCCCGGACAUCGUCAAAGCGCCGCAGAAAUGUGAAAUCAAGCGAUACAGCGAGAUCUUCAGAGAGUUUGACAACCUCGAGUUAUCUUUUAUCCCCAUUGACAAGGACGAUCUGCUGUCCGACACUUUCGAAUGCAUCACUCGAGAGAGACCAGAAAUCGCAGAGCAGCACGAACAAUCUGAGCGUUGUGUAACCACUGAAGGUGAUGGGAACUCAUCAGCCCACGAGGCCGACCUGGCAUUAUGCCGCUGUGAGGAUGGUGUGGAGACGGCCCUGCAGUACGCCAAGAUGUGGUGUCGCUACGCCAAAGACCUCCUGGCCUGGAUGGAGAAGAAGCUCAACUUGGAACAAGAAUUUGCCAAAAAUGUCAUGAAGACAUCUGAAGCAGCAAAAGCUAAUUUGGCAGCACAGGAAUCAAUGCCACUACAGUACAUCUACACCAUGGCUCUCGAAGAAGACCUGAAGAACAGUUUGAACUCUCGGAAGACUUCGGACCUUGUGCAAAACCGCUGUUACCAGGCCUUGGCUGCCAAAAGGAAUGAAAUUGAUAAGUGGCGGCGGGAAUUCAAAGAGCAGUGGGUGAAGGAGCAGAGGAAGAUGAAUGAAGCGGUGACUGCACUGAAAAAGUCUCGUCAGCAAUACUUCCAGCGCUGCGACGAGCUGGAGAAGGCCAAAGCUAUCACAGCCAAAACUGUGGACGAUCCAGGUGGCAUCAAAACUCUGGACAAGAGGAGGAAGUCCAAGGAUGAAGCUCAGACGAAGGUGACGGAGUCCGAGCUAUUUUACAGACAGUGCGUGCACGAUGCCAAGAUCCACCAGGAUGAGCUAGUCAAGGUCAAGGAGAGAAUUAUCUCUCACACCCGCAAACUCAUCUGUCAGGGAGACACGGUCCUCAAGCAGGUCACAGUCAACAUGUUCUACUACCAGCGGCAACAGACCGAGCCGGUUCCUCUGGGGUAUCACAACCUGGAGCUCACGUGCCGCUCCCUGGAGCCCGGCGAGCCCUACUUGAUGUACGUACGGAGCAGGCGGCGCCAGGAGACUCCUCUGCAGAUCUUCUCCUUCCAGGAAUAUGUGCCUCAGGGAAAACGGAACAAAAGGAAAAUCAGCAACCCCCUCAGCUCCCUGCAGGACUCCUCACCUCACACAGACGACAGUCCCUACAGACAACCCAGUGACUGUAGGAGAUUUGGCUUCAGUGACAGUGAGAGUGUCGGUGGCAGUCUGGAAUCACUGUCCAGCCCAGCACACUGUCACAGGAGAGGUCACAGAACAUACAACUUGCUUGCCGAUGACAUGGAUGACCGCGAUGUGACAUCUGAAUCUGAGUGUCUCGACGGCCAGCAGGUCAAAGUUCGCACCCCAUCCCGGGCGGCACUAACUCACCGACUCAAGAAAAUGAAGAGCAAGAUGGUGAAAUGCAAGCAGUGCGACAACUACAUUUACGUCAACGGCGUGGAAUGCGAGGAAUGCGGCCUGGGUUUGCACAGGAAGUGCAUGGAGGUGUGUCAGAUGGAGUGCGACAACAACAAGGGCAAGGUGUUUGGCGUUCCCCUGUCUUUGCUGCUGCGCCACGCGCCGGACGACGUCCCAUUUGUGGUGCGACGCUGCACCGCCGAGAUCGAGAGUCGUGCGCUCUCCUUGCAGGGGGUGUAUCGGGUGAGCGGGUCCAAGCCUCGGGUCCAGAAGCUGUGCCAGGCCUUGGAGGAGUUCAAGGAGGACGUGGACCUUUCUGAGGUGUCUCCACACGACGUCACCUGCAUCCUCAAGCACUUUUUCAAGGAGCUCCCGGAGCCCCUGCUGACGUUUGAACUCUACACCGAGUUCAUAACAGCGGGGAGGCGCAUCCAGCAGGUGGGCGAGUGGGACUCGACGCAAGACACUAACGAGUUCACAGACCUUGUUCGUAACCUUCAGCAGCUACUGCAAAAACUCCCUCUGUGCCGUUAUAACACUUUGGAGCACCUCGUACUCCAUCUGCAUAAGGUUUCCAGAAACAACGAGAACAAAAUGUCCUCCAACAAUUUGGGCAUUGUCUUCGGUCCGACUCUCCUUCGCCCCCCUGUGUGUAUGGACCAGCCGGCAGUGGCCCUGCAGGAAAACACCUACCAGGCGUUGCUGGUGGACUUCCUCAUCUCGCACCACGACAAAGUCUUCGUCCACCGACAGAGAGUCAGGACCCCCACUCCUCCUCCGGCCCCCACAGGUCCGCUUCCGGAGACCCCUCCCAGACGCGCCCACCCUCUGGAUGGGGACUUGGACACCCAACCAGAACAAGGAACAUCUUCCAGGGAUCGUCCUUACUCACUCGAAAACGAAAGAAUGAAGAGAGAGUCGAGCGAGGGUUAUAUAUCUGACAAGUCUUCAUCCAAUGAGGCAGUGGACCAGCUCAGCCCCGAAGCCGCUGACAGAGCAGUCCUGGCUAUGAGCGAAGCCCUGAGCAAGACUCAUCAUGACCCAGUGAGGGACUUUGUCUUAGACAAGCCACACUACCGCUUCACCAGGCAGCCUGUCAAGUACCACCGCCAUCACAACCCGAGAGGCCGAGCUUCCGACCAGAGCUGCGACACCGGACGGCCCGCGGUGCCUUCUGGGGACCCUCCAGGAAGCGCAGACAGCAGUCGCAGCUCCUCCCCGGAACGAGCCACACACGGACGUCCCCGGAGUUUGGACGGCGUUGCGGAGGACGUUCCUCCUCUCAGCCCGCGGGAUGUUGUGCAGUACAUGCUCGGACUGGCGCCGGUGACCCGUGCCGCGGUCGACCUCAGCGUGAACGGCCCCGGCCCCAUUGACUUACAGAGGAAGGCGUUGUGUCACUCUCCGAGGGCCAUUCCUGCGGAGCACCACUUCACCUCACCCGCGCAGAAAAUUCUGUCGGGUCUGAAGCUGAGGCGCAGCCAAUCAGGCAGGGAGGAACAACUUUUUGUGUGAGGAAUAACUGGAGCACAAGCAUCUAAUAUGGAUUUAGUCACCAUUGUUGACUUGAAUGUUACUACAAAUGCAUCCUGCAUCUUUUACAUUGUCUUGUCACUGGGGUGGUACUGCUUUUGUAAGCUUCACACUCGACUAGUUAGUACAGUACCUUGAGGGAUGGGGAAAAAAAAUGAAGUAGGAUACGGACAUAAAAAUAAUUUGUCUGAAUCCCCCCCCCCCGCCGCCUCCCCCACCUUCUUUCAGAUUAAAGUCAACCAAGACUAGUGAUCAGAUGUGUUGAAAAGAUUAUCCUGAGUGACUAUCCUGUGGUGUGUCGACUGAGUUUCCCUUCCUUCUGCUCGAAAUCUAUAUAUAUAUAAUUUUUGAAACA
This is a messenger RNA of Hippocampus comes (tiger tail seahorse), 3587 nucleotides long. It is a transcript of the gene gmip, whose product is annotated as GEM interacting protein. The record is from RefSeq and is a predicted model, not a curated record. Bases 245 to 3214 code for a protein of 989 amino acids. Gene Ontology annotation, cellular component: plasma membrane. Gene Ontology annotation, biological process: signal transduction; activation of GTPase activity; negative regulation of GTPase activity. The transcript has 21 exons. NCBI's taxonomy places the organism in Eukaryota, Metazoa, Chordata, Actinopteri, Syngnathiformes, Syngnathidae. Gene Ontology annotation, molecular function: GTPase activator activity.